Messenger RNA from Elgaria multicarinata webbii, 1608 nucleotides. RefSeq names its product carboxyl ester lipase (gene CEL). Gene Ontology annotation, molecular function: cholinesterase activity; triacylglycerol lipase activity; retinyl-palmitate esterase activity. NCBI's taxonomy places the organism in Eukaryota, Metazoa, Chordata, Lepidosauria, Squamata, Anguidae. The coding region runs from base 181 to 1608 and encodes 475 amino acids. The transcript is spliced from 10 exons. The record is from RefSeq and is a predicted model, not a curated record. Gene Ontology annotation, biological process: ceramide catabolic process; pancreatic juice secretion.
AUUGUGUACACCGAAGGAGGCUUUGUGGAAGGUGUCAAUAAAAAACUGGGCCUUUUCGGGGAUUAUGUGGAUAUCUUCAAAGGGAUCCCUUUCGCAGCGCCUACGAAAACACUGGAAGACCCCCAGCCGCACCCCGGCUGGCCAGGCACCCUCCAGGCCACGGAAUACAAGAAACGCUGCAUGCAGUCCACGCUCACCCAAACGGACAUCCGGGGCAGUGAAGAUUGUCUCUAUCUGAACAUCUGGGUCCCCCAAGCGAAGAAGCAAGUCUCCACCAACUUGCCGGUGAUGGUCUGGAUUUACGGGGGAGCUUUCCUCUGGGGAGGCGGGCAGGGCGCCAACUUCUUGAAGAACUACCUCUACGAUGGCGAGGAGAUCGCCACCCGCGGGAAGGUCAUCGUGGUGACCCUGAACUACCGCCUCGGACCCCUCGGUUUCCUCAGCACAGGAGACGCCAGCCUUCCGGGCAACUACGGCCUUAAAGAUCAGCACAUGGCCAUCGCCUGGGUGAAGAGAAACAUCAGAAGCUUUGGAGGCGACCCGGACAACAUCACGAUCUUUGGGGAAUCUGCCGGCGCUACCAGCGUCUCCUUACAGACGCUGUCGCCGUACAACAAAGGCUUGAUCCGCCGAGCCAUCAGCCAGAGUGGCGUGGGGCUCUGUCCGUGGGCCAUUCAGAAGGACCCGCUCUUCUGGGCUACCAAGAUAGCGCAGCACGUGGGCUGCCCCACGGACAACACCACUGUCCUGGCGAACUGCUUGCGGAUCACCGACCCCAAAGCGCUGACACUGGCCUACCAUCUGGACGUCCUCAACCUCCGCUAUCCCCUGGUCCACUACCUCGCCUUCUCCCCCGUGGUGGACGGUGACUUCCUCCCGGAUAACCCCGAGAAGCUCUUCGCCAACGCUGCCGACAUCGACUACAUCGCCGGGGUGAACAACAUGGACGGGCACUUCUUUGCCGGCAUUGACAUGCCUGCCCUCAACCGCCCACUGGUGAAGAUCACGCCGGAAGAGGUGUACCAGGUGGCUGAAGGUCUGAGCGUGGUGAAGGGGCCGGCGGGAGCGAGGGCUGUCUUCUCCCUCUACAGCCAGGUGUGGAGCACCGACCCAAGCCAGGAAGUCAUGAAAAGGACCGUGGUGGAUAUGGAGACCGACUACAUAUUCCUGGUUCCCACCCAGCAGGCGCUGCAGCUCCAUUACCAAAACGCGAAGAGCGCCAAGACUUACAGCUACCUGUUCUCCGAGCCGUCCCGAAUGCCGGUCUACCCCAGCUGGGUCGGGGCCGACCACGCCGACGACCUUCAGUACGUCUUCGGGAAACCCUUUUUCACGCCGCUGGGCUACAAAGCCAAGCACCGGACUGUCUCCAAGGCCAUGAUCGCGUACUGGACAAACUUCGCCAGGACGGGUGACCCUAACCAAGGAGAAUCGAAUGUUCCCAUUGGCUGGGUGCCCUACGAUCCUCAGCACGGCUACUACCUGGAUAUCAACCAUGACAUCAACUACGAGUCUGCAAAACAAGGCCUGCGCACUCCUUAUGUGGAUUUCUGGAACACGGCCUACCUCAGCCUACCAGAUGUCCCAGUCGCCAAGGACCUGAAGUAG